This is a messenger RNA of Rodentolepis nana, 639 nucleotides long. The record is from the annotation of a GenBank genome assembly. Lineage: Eukaryota; Metazoa; Platyhelminthes; Cestoda; Cyclophyllidea; Hymenolepididae.
AUGGCAAACGAUGAAGACUCAUAUGAUUAUCUAUUUAAAAUCGUAUUAAUAGGAGAUUCAGGUGUGGGGAAGAGUAAUCUGCUCUCUCGAUACACCCGCAAUCAAUUUAACCUGGAGAGCAAAACGACAAUCGGUGUAGAAUUCGCAACUAGGAGUGUUAAGAUAGGUGAUAAAGGAAUAAAGGUCCAAAUUUGGGAUACAGCCGGUCAGGAAAGAUACAGGGCAAUAACGUCAGCAUAUUAUCGUGGCGCUGUUGGAGCCCUUCUUGUAUACGAUAUAGCUAAGUAUACUACUUUUGAAAAUGUGAACAUAUGGUUGAAAGAACUUAAACAUCAUGCCGAUCAAAACAUUGUUACGAUAUUAGUCGGUAAUAAAUGCGAUUUGCGCCAUCUGCGUACCGUUUCCACACAAGAGGCCAAGCAAUUUGCCGAAGGUGCUGGUCUUCAUUUUACUGAAACAUCGGCCUUAGAUUCAACUAAUGUCGACCACGCUUUUUACACCCUUCUUGAAAAAAUUCUUGAAAUUGUUGGAACGUCCUCGGCGAAUUCCGAUCAUACCCUUCCGUUGGGUAGUAGGCCUACUAUUCCUCUUCAACAGGAUAACAAGGAACCUAAAAAGGCAUGUUGUUCUGGAUUUUAG